Molecule: messenger RNA, 1542 nt
Organism: Oryzias melastigma (Indian medaka)
Lineage: Eukaryota; Metazoa; Chordata; Actinopteri; Beloniformes; Adrianichthyidae
Product: lymphocyte activation gene 3 protein
Exons: 8
Coding region: 108-1514 (468 amino acids)
Biological process (GO): T cell activation; interleukin-15-mediated signaling pathway; positive regulation of ERK1 and ERK2 cascade
Cellular component (GO): membrane raft; external side of plasma membrane
Molecular function (GO): protein tyrosine kinase binding; MHC class II protein binding
Source: RefSeq, a predicted model, not a curated record
ACCUCGUCUACACGUGAAACGCAAACUGAAGAGCAGCAACGGCGGCAGAGAAAAGUUCUCGUUAAAACUUUUUUUAAUUUCAACUCCAACAAACAAGACAAGACAAAAUGUUUAUGAAAGGAUUAAUUUUUGGGAUGAUCUCCUUUCUUAUUACAGGAGCUCAGUGUGAGGUCUCUGAAGUUCUGAUUGAAGUGGGCUCUCAGGCUGUUCUGCCCUGUAAGUGCAGCCCGUUACGCUGCAGUACAGCUGCCAUCAUCUGGAGUAAAGACAACCGAGGUACGCUCUGGAGAAAGGAAAGGAGCGGUUUGCAGUACUGGGGCUCCAGCUGGAUGGGAAAAGAGGGUGCACGUGUGCAGUGCCCGCAUGCUCAGUUCGACAAAGGGGAUUGCAACCUGCACAUCAACAGAGUGACUGAGUCCGACGGAGGACUUUACACUUGCAGAGUGCACUAUGGAAACCAGUUUGCAGAAAACCGAGUCUUCCUCAGAGUUGUUCAAGUGUCCAUCUCUCCGGCAGCUCCUCUAUGGGGACAGGACGUGUCCAUCACUUGUCGUGUGAACCCCUGGCCUACAGAAGGUUCUGUUAGCUGGAUGUUGAACAACCGUCGGUACACAUGGAAGAACAAAAUCUCCUCAAACGGGGAACAAAGUGUUGUGAAGGAAAUAGUGACAGAGAGGGUGGUGGGAAACUGGACCUGUGUUGUAGACUCCACGAAAGAAUGGCGAUACGCGCUACCUCUGUCUGUGAGAGGAAUCACAAAACCACCUAAAGAUGACACCCUGGUGUAUGCGGCGCUGGGGUCAGCGGCCACGCUACCCUGCGUCUUCUCGGCCGGCUUAAGCCCCAAGGAGACAGCCUGGGAAAAAGUGGGAUUUGGAAAUCUUGACUUGAAUCGUCAAUCUUUGUCCUCCUGGGAUCAGUCCGUCACAAUUAAUGAAGUUGAGCUCAAAGAUCAAGGCAAAUACAGAUGUGCCGGGAGCAUCAAUGGAAAAAGACUGACUCGCACGAUGCAGCUCGUCGUCGCUAAAAUCGUCCAGGCAAAGAGGAAAGGCUUUGUGAUGCUGACCUGCCAACUGACCGACACCAGCCAGGACACAGAAUACGAGUGGGUUCCUGCAAAGUAUGACCUGAAUGGCACCUUGAGAGAAGGACGGAUUCAGAGGGGACAGAGUUUUGUGAUGGAGGACAACUGGGAUGAAGUGACAUGCCGGUACUACGGGAAACAAGGACUUUUGGGGAAUGUGACACAUCACCAUCAAGUUAUGAGUGCUCAGAGUAAAGAAGAUUCAAAAGAGCGAUCGUACAACACUGGAACCAUCAUCGGGCUCAGCUUUCUGCUCGUCAUUCUUCUGCUGGUUUUGGCUCAGAUGUUCAGAAACUUCCAAAGGAGGAAAAGAAUAUUUCAGUACCCGGCGCUGGAGACAAUCGUUCACACCAUCUCCAACGAGCGCGAGGAGAGAGAAAGAAGGACCCAGACAAAAAAAAUCACAACAUUCCAGGAAGAAAUUCAAUGAAUUUAGUGAAAUUUUGCUACACAAUUCA